Molecule: messenger RNA, 1053 nt
Organism: Arabis nemorensis
Lineage: Eukaryota; Viridiplantae; Streptophyta; Magnoliopsida; Brassicales; Brassicaceae
Source: the annotation of a GenBank genome assembly
AUGGACGACGGUGGAGGAGUGAGAGCAGGAUGUAUUCGGAUCAGGUGUCCGUCGCCACGGAGAAUCAUGUCUCGGUUGUUCUCCUCGCCGGAAAAAAUCAAAGGAAAGAAGACAGCUAUGGCGGAAGUACAGGUGCGAGACUCUGACGCGGCGAGGAUCCGAAAUUUCUCGGAGGAUGGUCAUGGAGUCGUCGAAUUUUCAGAUUCGCCACCACCGACGACGAUCGAUUCCGAAUUGCAAAGAAGAGAGUUUUUGUUCAGUAUUGGAGUGAGUUGCUAUCUGUUACAUCUGAUUGUUACUAGUAGAGAAGAGAUUCACAAGAUAGUCAAGCUACGUAACGAUCUAGAGAAGUUUCUUGAAUGUAAGAACGACGAAUUGAGGCGAAAACAGCAAGAGUUUGUCGAGUUACGGAACGAUAUAGAGAAGUUUAUAGAGUUUCACAACGACGAACUGAGGCGAAAACAGCAGCGAGAGAGAAGUGAAACUCCUGCGUAUUCCACCAUAAGUGACGUUGUCGAUGGACCGGAGUCUUCUACUACUGAUCAUUAUUACUCACCACAGUUCCUAGAGACAUCUUUGUCUACUAGACGUGAAGGGUCUUUGAAACAUUACGUAUUUAAAGGAGGAGAAGAAGAUUUUGGAGGAGAAAUGGAUCAGCUUGAAGCAGAACUUGAAGCUGAGUUUGAGCUUCUUCAGAUUGGUCAAGACCAAGAUGGUAAAAGUUAUCUGCUCAAGGAGGAGGUUUCAGAGAAGAGUGAGGAUUUACAAGGAUUAAGGUUUGGACACAAGUGUCCAGGACUAGUGGAGGAACAAAGACAAGGAGUGUGUCCUUACGAGCUAGAGAGGAGGUUACACGAGCUAAUGGAGACAAGACAAGAAGAAGAGAUAAAGGAGCUUGAGAUUGCAUUGGAAGAUGCUAAACAAAGGCUUCUUUUGAAGGAGACGGAAGCUUCUUGGUGGAAAGACACUGCUUAUAUAGUCUCUGAACAUAUACCAGAACCUUCUAGAAUCAAUUCCAACUCUCAAUCUCGUCGUUACCCUCUCUCUAGGUGA